GAACAUGCUGUGCCCAUGGCUAACUGAAGCUUUUGAGGAGUACACACACAGGCCUGUGUGAUUACAAAUCAGGGUUUCCCCCAGUGUGACCACCGGGGUGCCGGGUGACCACGUGCUCAGCAGAAAAUAGCCGGGGAGCCUUGAACCAGAAUCGGCUGGAUAAGAGUGCAGCUCAGCAGACCAGUCCCGGGCAGACUCGGAAGAUAUUGUAGCUCGAGGCAAUCUUUCCUCUGGUCGUGGGCAAGGCACAAGAGGUCAAAGAUGGUCAAAAACCUGAAAGCUCCCGUGACAUAUGCGAAAAUGAAGGGCAUUAUGUCCCACUUUUCUGCUGUAAUUAAAGAGAGGAAAGCAUUUGCCAGUGAUUUAAUGCAGAAACUGGUGUCCAGUCCGAAGAUAUAUCGGCGCUUUGACUCUCAGGGGUUUCUAAGGCCAGAGGAGGAAGCUGCUAAUGAACUAUGCCUCAGGGAUGCAUCACUACAAAAGGUGAACGCCUCUGAUUUUGACUACUUGAAGGUGAUCGGGACCGGCAGCUUUGGAAAGGUCAUGUUGGCCAGGCACAAGGAAAGUGAGAAGUAUUAUGCUGUGAAGGUUUUACAAAAGCACCCUAUUGUGCAGAGGAAAGAGCAAGACCACAUCAUGUGUGAGCGCAGUGUUCUUCUGCGGGCCCUCGACCAUCCUUUCCUCAUCAAGCUUCACUACUGUUUCCAGACCAACGACAAACUCUACUUCGUGCUCGAUUAUGCAAGCGGAGGAGAGCUUUUCUAUCACCUCCAAAGGGAGCAAGUGUUUUUGGAGCCCAGAGCACGAUUCUACGCUGCUGAGAUUGCAAGCGCUCUGGGAUAUCUCCAUGCCUUAGAUAUCAUCUACAGGGAUCUUAAGCUGGAGAACGUCCUGCUGGACAGACAGGGCCACAUACUGCUCACCGACUUUGGCCUGUGUAAAGAGGGGGUGGACAGGGAAGGACGUACCAAAACUUUCUGCGGGACGCCAGAAUACCUGCCGCCUGAGGUGCUGCAGCAGAGGGAGUACGACCACACGACCGACUGGUGGGCCCUUGGAGUGGUGCUUCACGAGAUGCUCUACGGGCAGCCUCCAUUUUUUAGUGAAUCCCGAUCGAGGAUGCUGCAGAAUAUCCUCCACCAGCCGCUUGUCCUGAGACCUGGGGUUUCCAAAUCAGCCAGAGACCUGCUUCGCCAUCUCCUGGAGAAAGAUCCCAGGAAAAGGCUACGGACCAUGGCAGAGCUUGAGGGACAUCCGUUUUUCUCUUCAAUUAAAUGGAGUGACCUCGUGGCAAAGAAAGUGCGCCCCCCUUUCAAACCAUCUCUGUCGGGGCCAACCGAUUUGGUGAAUUUCGAUCCUGAAUUCACCCAGCUGCCUGUUCCACCCUCCCUCGGGGCAUGCGAAGGGUCCGAGCAGGCUUUCCCUGGCUUCAGCUACACCUGUGAGAACGUGUCCUGUCCACCCAGGCGAUGCUGAAUCACUCUGUGCUUUACACUCAUGGAAGUAACCUAACCUUAGAGGUGCACUGUGUGGGAUGGUGGCCAGAGUAGGUACUGCAAUUAUGCAGCUCAUUGAAACUGUCUACUACCAAAUCUGAUCUUUUCAUGAAUGUUUACUAAAUAAUGAACUUAUAUUUACCAGUAUGACCAAAGUACAGUAAGUUUUGCAGCUAAAAAAAUAUUUUUUGGGAAAUUCAAAAUGGCAGACAAAGGAAGAUCCCAUUUGCAUGUAUGAAGAAUGCAGUUUUCUCAGUCAUAAGGAAUACUUAGACUUUGAUGGUGUGGUGGUAAGUAUUCAUGAAAAAAUUAACAUUUGUGAAUGGGCAGCAUGAAUUCUGGAAAGAAACUGCUAAAAAUACAGUGCACCUUUAAGCCUCAACAUUUCCAUGUUGCGAUCUCAGUGACCUUAAAUGUUACCUCAAGACAGUUUAGAUUUUUCCCUUUUUUCUUAAACAACGCUAAGGUAGCAAUUACUAUGCCAGUGCAGAUUUUUUUCAUAUAAAUUACACCUAGAUAUUUAUUAAUAAGGCUACGCUCAUGGACCAAAUGCUGUUAAAUAAUCACAGCGGUCGCCUUUUCUCAACGUCCAACACAGGUUGUCUUACUUCACCAGUAGCCUAUGUCAAUGAAAAUUAAAGUUUAAUGUUUUAAAGAGUUUUAUGUCAUUUUUAACCCAUGUAUUUUUGUGUAUUGUGCCUCAUCUUUGAUGUCUUAAUGAUUUGGUUACAGAUAAGGAAAUUCCAAAAAACUUUUAAAAUUCACUUUAGCCUAGGAUUCAUGUUUUUAGAUGAUGUACCUAGAUGUAUUAUUUUAGUGUGAUAAUUCCAUGUGCUAUCACCAUACAUAGGCUAUAAUAAACAUAAAAAUAAAACAUGUCAAUAUUG
Molecule: messenger RNA, 2383 nt
Organism: Engraulis encrasicolus (European anchovy)
Lineage: Eukaryota; Metazoa; Chordata; Actinopteri; Clupeiformes; Engraulidae
Gene: sgk2b
Product: serum/glucocorticoid regulated kinase 2b
Exons: 13
Coding region: 262-1476 (404 amino acids)
Biological process (GO): protein phosphorylation
Cellular component (GO): nucleus; cytoplasm
Molecular function (GO): ATP binding; protein serine/threonine kinase activity
Source: RefSeq, a predicted model, not a curated record